Rana temporaria (common frog) is the source of this 783-nucleotide messenger RNA. RefSeq names its product interferon lambda-3-like. The coding region runs from base 199 to 732 and encodes 177 amino acids. Gene Ontology annotation, molecular function: cytokine activity. Gene Ontology annotation, biological process: innate immune response; cell surface receptor signaling pathway via JAK-STAT; defense response to virus. The transcript has a single exon. NCBI's taxonomy places the organism in Eukaryota, Metazoa, Chordata, Amphibia, Anura, Ranidae. The record is from RefSeq and is a predicted model, not a curated record.
CUUGAGUUCUGAACGGAAGAGAACUUCACAACAUCAUGAAAAUGAGGACAUUUUCCCCCAGAAAACAGGAAUAUAAAAGAAGAAUCAUGGAUACAAGACUUCAGAUCAACCAGAGACUAGCACUGUGGAGUGACAGUGUAACGGAACAAAUAUCUGGAACCAGAAAGACAUUAUCAGAUCCAAGCCAGCAGAACAGAAAUGGAUAUCAGGCUGGUGGUGUUGAGCAUUUUACUGGUUGCAGUAAGUGGGCGCUUGCACAGGAGACUCUGCCCGAAAUCCCGCUAUUUAUCAGUGACGUCUUCUGACAUAACAACACUAAAGGAACUGCAACACGAUCAUGAGAAGAACAUGUCUACCAACGCAAUGAGAUGCUACAGAAGAAUGCUGAGACACAAACCAUCUUUAUGUGACCUUAUGCAGAGGGAUCGUCUCAUCCUGACCUUGGAGCGGGUGUCACUAACAGUUGAGGUUCUAACGAAUAUUUCUGUGUCUGCUCAGAAUGAAUCUGUAAAACAGACACUUAUGGUUUUCCUCAAACUGAAAGAUGAUCUGAUGGUCUGUAGAGGAUCUCCAGAAUACAAUGAGCCCACCUCACCCGAGCUGAAGCUGUGGCUACAUCACCUCCAGCAUUUUAAGGAGGCAGCAUCUCCAGAUUGUGUCCAGGAGGCUGUAAUACUUAGUCUUAUCCCUCUGAGAGUGGAAGAUGUGACAUGUUGGGCUCUCAACCACUAAACUCCCUACUGUAAGCACAGAUAAGUUUCUAAUGCUUUAUCUGAAUAUAUU